Molecule: messenger RNA, 941 nt
Organism: Oncorhynchus kisutch (coho salmon)
Lineage: Eukaryota; Metazoa; Chordata; Actinopteri; Salmoniformes; Salmonidae
Product: cytochrome P450 2K4-like
Exons: 3
Biological process (GO): xenobiotic metabolic process
Cellular component (GO): cytoplasm; intracellular membrane-bounded organelle
Molecular function (GO): heme binding; iron ion binding; oxidoreductase activity, acting on paired donors, with incorporation or reduction of molecular oxygen, reduced flavin or flavoprotein as one donor, and incorporation of one atom of oxygen
Source: RefSeq, a predicted model, not a curated record
CUCCAACCCUCCCUCCUUUCUGUCUCAGAUCAGGUCCAGGAGGAGAUCAGCAGGGUUAUAGGAAGUCGUCAAACCUUGGUAGAGGACAGGAAGAACCUGCCCUACACUGAUGCAGUGAUCCAUGAGACCCAGAGACUGGCCAGCAUUACACCCAUGGCCGUCCCUCACACCACCAGCCGAGAUGUCACCUUCCAGGGAUAUUUCAUCAAAAAGGGGACGUCUGUGAUUCCUCUACUGACGUCGGUCCUACAGGAUGAUAGCGAAUGGGAGAGCCCCCACACCUUUAACCCCUCACACUUUCUGGAUGAGCAGGGAGGAUUUGUCAAGAGGGACGCCUUCAUGGCCUUCUCUGCAGGUCGUAGGGUGUGUCUGGGGGAGGGUCUGGCCAGGAUGGAGCUCUUCUUCUUCUUCACCUCCCUCCUGCAGCGCUUUCGUUUCUCUCCUCCUCCUGGAGUAACAGAGGAUGAUCUGGAUCUCACACCAUUACCGGGGUUCACCCUCCACCCUUCACCUCACCAGCUGUGUGCUGUGAGCCGGGUCUGAGAUUUGAACAUGAAAAUAUUGGUGGGGCAAAAACUCAAUCAAAAAAGCUAAAAUGCAUCAAAAUCACUACACAUUAAAUGUACAAUUAUAAAACAUUAUCCUAGAAAUGAGCUUGCGCGACACACAAACAUUAUUAUAUUUAGUUUAUGAUCGGUUCAUAGGCUACUUCCAAUAUCUUUUACAUUUAAUUACACUGAAGACUACGGUAGUGGAACAUAUUUUUAUAGAGUGAGGUCUAUUUUACUUCAUUUUCAUCAUCGGUCUGCAGUAUUGCUAAAUUGCAAGUAUUGCUAAGAGUAUUGGGACGCAGUCCAACACGUUCUGAGGGUAGUUGCAUCCGCCUGUCUGUUAAUAAGAUAUUCCUGUUAAGAAUAAAGCAACAAAGUUUAUAAAGCUUC